UGUUAUUAGCGCACAAGCCUCCGCCUGCAAGCACAUGUCGGACGCAGCAGCAGCAGGAAGGCGGAGAACUGGGUCAAUCCCUCACCCGUGCUACAUGCUACAUGCUAACGAUGCGUCGAAUCCGCGUCGUGUUGGUGGCUUGGAUCAAAGUCUCGCCUCCUUUCCCUCGCACCGUCUUUGUGUUCACCAUGGCCGUUGUUGUGCUCGGAUGACUUUUUGGAGCGCACUCGCUUUUCCCCCUCCACCCGAGGACUAAUUCAUGACUAUUUCACUUUUUUUUUUUUUUUUUUUAAUUAGCAAACUGUGUCGGAACCAUCCAGAACGCACAUUUGUGCUCGAAGCAAUCUGGGGAUUCACUAAAUGGACUUCCUUUCUCCCUCUAUGUGACCCGAAGGGCUUAAAAACAAAAUAUAGUUUUUGCGCACGGAUGCUGCUCUCUGAACCGGACUUGAGUUUGACGCGCGAUUGGCGCUCUUUUAAAAAUCUUGAAAGUGUCUAAAAUAAUCUUGGCGCCGACUUGGUGAUGAUUUCCAAUUAAUUGGGAUGCGUCUGGGAGGGCCUGCCGUUCUCUGCGAACCGGAAAUUGGUUUUACGCACAGCACCGUUGUCAUUGGAAAUGAACGUAAAUAAGUAACAAACCCUCAUUAAAAUUGUCACGAUGGCGAUUUUGGGCUCCCGGGUUCGGAUUUCCUUUCGGGACUAGAGCAAGUCUCAUAAGUGGAAUGCAUAACAAAACCUUUCUCCCUUCACGGACGAUUUCCCGCAGAGAGUUUUAAGCGGGACUGAUGUGAGCCGGAACUCCGAGCCAGGAUGCCCCCGGGACCCGAGCCGUCCGCGUGGCUCCCCGCCAACUACACCCGGGACGAGAUGCGGAACGCCAGCCCGCCGGGUCUCGGCUCGGAUCCGCCCCCGCUCAACUACUACAGCCCGCCCCUGCUCGCGCUCAUCACCGCGGCGUGCGCGCUGCUCUCCGCGGUGGGCGUGACCGGCAACGUCCUGACCAUCGUGGUGGUGGGCAAGUACCGCGACAUGCGCACCACCACCAACCUGUACCUGUGCAGCAUGGCCGCGUCCGACCUGCUCAUCUUCCUGUGCAUGCCUCUGGACCUGUACCGCAUGUGGCGCUACCGGCCGUGGCGCCUCGGCGACGCGCUCUGCAAGCUCUUCCAGUUCGUGUCCGAGUCGAGCACCUACUCGACCAUCCUGAGCAUCACGGCGCUGUCCGUGGAGCGCUACGUGGCCAUCUGCUUCCCGCUGCGCGCCAAGGCCCUGGUGACCAAGCGGCGGGUGCGCGGGCUCAUCCUGCUCCUGUGGUGCGUGGCCCUGGCGAGCGCGGGGCCGGUCUUCGUCAUGGUGGGCGUGGAGCGGGACCAGCCCGGCUUCAGCGCCAACGGCACCGAGACGACGGCAACGGAGGAGGACACGCGGGAGUGCAAGAUGACGCACUACGCCGUGGAGUCGGGCCUGAUGGGCGCCAUGGUGUGGCUGAGCUCCGUCUUCUUCUUCAUGCCCGUCUUCUGCCUUACGGUGCUCUACAGCCUCAUUGGGCGCCGUCUGCGGCGGCGCCAUCGCGAGACCAACAUCGGCUCGUGCGCGGCGCACCGGGAGAAGAGCAACCGGCAGACCGUCAAGAUGUUGGUGGUGGUGGUCCUGGCCUUCGUCCUGUGCUGGCUGCCCUUCCACGUGUGCCGCUACCUGCAGUUCCGCUCGCUGGACGCGCCGUCCCCGCUGCUGUCGGCGCUGUCCGAGCACUGCAGCCUGCUGUCGGUGGUCCUCUUCUACCUGAGCGCCGCCAUCAACCCCAUCCUGUACAACACCAUGUCCUGGAAGUACCGCGGGGCGGCGGCGCGGCUUUUCGGGCUGGGCGGCCAGCGGCUGCCUCGGACCCGCACCACCAGCGCGCUGAAGGCCGUGGCGGACGGCUGGAUGGAAUCCAGCGUCGGCUUCUAAAGCCUCGGGUGGGCCGGCACAUCGAUAAACAUUCAUAACUUAUGGACAAUUUAGUCUGCACUGUACCGAAUAGCCUCAUUCGAAGUAACCCGCGCAUGAAAACGCAGCCAGGAUUCGAACCGACGACUUCCGAAAUAAAGCAGAUGUGCUCAUCGCUUGCACACUUGUCGCACGAACAGUUUUUGAGACUUGGCAGAAUAAAACGUUCCUCGAGUCCUGCACUAUUUCUUUUGUGAAGGACAACCAGAGCGCUGUAGAAGUCGUGACUUCGCUGUUUGUGCGUGUUCUAUUAUUUCAUGCCAUUUUGUGGCAUUAUUGUGCAGUGGAACUUCUAAAACUUCAAAAUUAUACAUGAAGAAUCUUGAAAUAAUCUUUUUGCUGA
Messenger RNA from Syngnathoides biaculeatus (alligator pipefish), 2332 nucleotides. It is a transcript of the gene ghsra, whose product is annotated as growth hormone secretagogue receptor a. Lineage: Eukaryota; Metazoa; Chordata; Actinopteri; Syngnathiformes; Syngnathidae. Gene Ontology annotation, molecular function: growth hormone secretagogue receptor activity. Gene Ontology annotation, biological process: hormone-mediated signaling pathway; G protein-coupled receptor signaling pathway. The record is from RefSeq and is a predicted model, not a curated record. Bases 811 to 1950 code for a protein of 379 amino acids. Gene Ontology annotation, cellular component: plasma membrane. The transcript is spliced from 2 exons.